Fibroporia radiculosa is the source of this 2253-nucleotide messenger RNA. RefSeq lists its product as uncharacterized. The coding region runs from base 1 to 2253 and encodes 750 amino acids. Gene Ontology annotation, molecular function: N-acylsphingosine amidohydrolase activity. Lineage: Eukaryota; Fungi; Basidiomycota; Agaricomycetes; Polyporales; Fibroporiaceae. Gene Ontology annotation, biological process: ceramide catabolic process; long-chain fatty acid biosynthetic process; sphingosine biosynthetic process. Gene Ontology annotation, cellular component: extracellular region. The record is from RefSeq and is a predicted model, not a curated record. The transcript has 24 exons.
AUGUAUCUCGUCGACCCUUCCGCUCUGACUCCAGAUGUCUGGAGGAUCAUGCACUCGGUCGCAGAGCUGCUUGGAAAAGCCUUUCUGUGGACGUCCGUCCUGCUCUCGACACACAGUGCCUUGAAAAUACCCACGCCGACGGUGCAGUCAGACGGCACGCAAGUAGAAUCUGGAUAUCUUCUGGGACUUGGAAUUGGAGAUAUUACGGGCCCCGUCGUUGAGACUAACAUGAUGGGGUACGCCGAUAGGCAGCAGACCGACACUGGAUUACACAUGCGGCAACGAAGUCGUGCGUGGAUUGUUGCUGACGCUACCCAACCCUUCAAUCGGGUCGUCUUCAUUAAUGCAGAUAUUGGGAUGGGCGACACAGGCAUCCGCCGCUCAAUUGUGUCAGCACUCUCCUCCACGUAUCCUGGACUGUACACAAACGAGAAUAUUGCACUCGUAGCGACGCAUUCGCACGCUGGCGUCGGGGGUUACCUCGAAAACCUGCUGCCUCACAUUACCUCACUGGGCUAUGUGAAGCAGACAGCGGACGCCAUCAUAGACGGGACCGUUAUGGCUGUGCGGCGGGCACACGAGAGCCUAGCUCCAGGCAUCCUCAGUGUCGGAAACACAACUGUUCUUAAUGCAAAUAUUAAUCGGUCACCAAGCGCCUACCUUGCAAAUCCGGCAGACGAGCGUGCCAAGUAUGAGUAUGAUGUGGACAAGGAGAUGACAUUGCUCCGCUUCGAUGAUCUCGAUGGAGACGCCAGGGGGUUCUUGAGCUUCUUUCCCGUUCAUGGAACUAGCCUCUAUCAGAACAACACGCUCGUGAGCGGUGACAAUAAGGGCAUGGCGGCGUAUCUUUAUGAGGCUAUGGUUGAGCCAUCCUCAAUGCCGGGCAAUACCACGUUCGUUGCUGGAUUCACGCAGUCCAAUGUUGGUGAUACGAGUCCGAAUACUCUCGGUGCAGUUUGCGAGAGCCCAGGAAACCCUUGGGAUGGUCAAGUAUGUGACUUUGAGCACUCAACAUGCGGAAACAGGACGGAAGACUGCCGAGGACGUGGUCCCGGUUUCCGGAUUUCUGACUAUGAGUCAAAUCUGAUCAUUGCACAGCGUCAAGUAGAUGGGGCGAAGGAGCUCAUGGAGCAAGAAUUAGCCUCUGUUUCCGGGCCUGUGCGCUGGGCGCAUCGAUACCUCGAUAUGAACUUCCACAGGUUUGAGCUGCCCAAUGGCACAGUUGUACAGACAUGCCCUCCCGCUCUUGGAUACUCCUUUGCUGGAGGCACCACUGACGGACCAGGAAAGUUCGAUUUCAUCCAAGGGGACAACUCAUCUUCCCCUCAGAAUCCUUUUUGGGAAUUAGUAAAGGGCGCUGUAACGCCUCCGCCACCGCCAGAGCAGAUUGCCUGCCAAGAUCCAAAACCUAUUCUUCUGGACACUGGAUAUGCCCAUGAGCCAUACCAAUGGUCUCCAGAUACGGUCGACAUACAAAUACUGCGUGUGGGCAAUUUCGUGAUGCUCAUCAUCCCUGGAGAAAUGACAACGAUGGCCGGAAGGCGCAUACGGGAAACACUCCGUGCUCAGCUCAUAUCUUCAGGGGUCGUCGGUGAGGAUGCAUACAUAGUUGUGGCAGGACCUGCGAAUACAUACGCGCAUUAUGUUACUACGCGAGAAGAGUAUGCUGUGCAACGCUAUGAGGGUGCUUCUACCAUAUAUGGUCCCAACACGCUCGACGCAUACAUCCAUGAAUACGGCAAUCUUGUUCCGUAUCUCACGAUCAACGCGACAGGUUCUCCACCGUCUGACCCAGCGCCUUUGGACCUCACAGGCAAGGCGAUCUCUUUACAGCUUCCUGUAAGCCAGGAUCAUCCACCGUUGAUGAAACAAUUUGGGGAUGUUCUUGUGGAUGUCAACCCCAAUGCUGCAUAUCAUGCCGGAGAUGCUGUGACAGCACAGUUCGUUGGGGCCAAUCCGAGGAACAACCUACGGCUUGAGGGAACAUUUCUUACGGUGGAACGCUUGCUCAAUGAACGAUGGACGCCCAUCAGAUCGGACUCGCAUCCAUCUACGACGUUCCAAUGGACACGGACGAACACCUUAUUCGGAACAAGCACGGUCACCAUCACAUGGCGCAUCGAACCUGAAACCCCAGCUGGCAUAUAUCGUCUAUCCUACUUUGGCGACGCGAAGCACCUAACCGGAUCCAUCACCCCGUUUGUUGGUGUCUCAUCUCAAUUCAUUAUCGUACAAUCGGCGUCUCUGCUCUAG